Messenger RNA from Penaeus monodon (black tiger shrimp), 1369 nucleotides. RefSeq names its product serine/threonine-protein phosphatase 1 regulatory subunit 10-like. Lineage: Eukaryota; Metazoa; Arthropoda; Malacostraca; Decapoda; Penaeidae. The record is from RefSeq and is a predicted model, not a curated record.
UUAGGAUUUGUGAAUACAGUAAAACAGUAGCUAUUGUUUCCAAUCCAUUCUCUCAUUUUUGAGCACAGAUUGCUGCAUCCUAAUCCUAACUUAGUAAUCAUAUUCACAUUUAAAUUCUCCUGACAAUAUUUAGUUGUGACAUGCCUUUAAGGCAUGGGAGCGGCCAGCAAAUUCUGAUUACAGUUGAUGUAAAUGCAGUUGUUGAACUUUCAGAUGACUCAUCAGUUCGAGAAAGCAGUGGUCCAGGCAGACCAAAUGGUCCCGAGGGACCUCCAGAUGGCCCUGGAGGUCCUUUUGCUGGCCCUGGAAACUUCCAAGGAAGUCAAGGAGGCAACUUUCCAGGUGCAGGAGCGAAUUUUGCUGGGGGACCUGGAGGAUUUCCAGGCGGCCCUGGCUCGUAUAUGGGACCAAGUGGACCUUGGGGCUGGGGACCAAUGCCUGGACCCUACUCAGGAAUGCCCAUGGGUCCUAACCCCUUCAAUGGGCCACCUGGAAAUCCCAUGGGUAAUCCCCAGGCGCCCUACAACAGGAACAUGCGUGAGAGACCUGAUGGAGAUGAGGGCAACAGCAUGGGUGGAAGCCGUAGGGGCGGGCGAGGUGGCGGCAGCAGAGGGGGAUUCAGCCUCGGUGGGCGGGGCAGGGACAGACGAUGGUAAAACCAUAAUAAUCAUUUACAGUCCUUUGUAUGUACUUGUACAGAGAGCCACUUUGUCCAUGGUUGAGCUGUGAAAACAUAAGGCGUGAAUGUAUUUAUUUGAUCGUGCUAGGGUGAGUAGUUGUGAUUUAAUAUUCGAGAUCUAUCCUGACAUGUGAUUUCUUUGUGAUUUAAAGAAUUACAGUACUGUAUAGAAAGGAAGUUACAAUGGUAAUAUUGGCAAGAACUUCCUGAUUAUAAAACCUGAUGUAAAGCUAUUUCUUCAGAAUGGCUGCCUUAGAACAAAAGAAAAUAUGAGUAAGGAAGAUGUAUUAAAUCUUUCAUACUGUAUGUAAGAGUUAAGGAGAAUUGAUGAAGGUAUUUAUCUACUGAAGAAUGUUGUCUGUUAUUUGAUACCUGAAGCAUGUGUGUAUAUAUAUAUGACCCUAGAAAAUGUGAGGAUGAUUGCUCAAAUAUCAUAGUGAAGAUCUUCCAUACAGUAUGCAUAAAAUGUAUCUUGCUCAUAUUACAUCAGAAUUUAUGUAUAUAACAAAUUGCAGCAUCUUCAUUUACGCUGUAUAUAAUACACCAGGUGUUCUGAGUGUCACAGAACUUCAUAUUGAAUUUCUUUAUUUUUUCUGCUCAAUUUUUAAUUGAGUAGCCUACCAAAUAUUAUUGUUAUUAUUUGUAAAUUGUGUACGACUUCAAAACCUUAGGAAUAAAACAAGAAAUUAU